AAAAAAUAAUACAAAAAAACUCUCAAUUCUCUCUCUCUCUCUCUCUCUCUCUCUCUAGAUUUGUAUGUACGUUCGUUGUGUGUGAUCAAUAUACUGCAUCUUGCCAAAUUAUUCAUCAUCUGUCGAUUGAUCAGAAAUCAUCAGACACCCUAUAAUUAUCGAAACCGUUCGUUUAUUAUCUGUCAUCUCUAUCUAUCUGAAACUCUCUCGGAUCCAUGGGAAAAAUAACGACAAUUAGAGACAUCCUAGGAGUCAUCAAAGAUAAGGCAUCCUUAUCCAAAGCAGCCCUACUCUCAAAAUCCAACGUUUCGCUUCCUCUCCGCCUAGCCAUCCUCCGUGCUACCUCACACGCGCCACCAGCGCCGCCAGAUGACCAUAACCUCUCAAACAUCCUAUCUCUUGGAAACAGCUCACGUGCCACCGCCUCAGCUGUCAUCACCGCCCUCAUGGACCGCCUGAACGCCACUAGCAACUGUUAUGUUGCCAUCAAGUCACUUAUGAUUAUUCACCACAUCAUUAAGCGUGGUCCCUUUAUACUUCAAGACCAGCUUUCAGUAUUUCCCGCAGCCGGUGGCCACAAUUAUCUAAAACUCUCCGCCUUCCGCGACGGAGCCACUGCUGAAACAUGGGCUCUCUCUGCAUGGGUUAGAUGGUAUGCACGUUACUUGGAAACCCUACUUUUCACUUCUAGGCUUAUGGGUUAUUUCAUCUGUUCAUCAUCAAACGGCAUGAUUAAAGACAAUCAAGAAGAAACAAUCUCAUGUUCGUCGAACGUUGACUUGAUUAAGGAGGUAGAUUCUCUGAUUUUACUGAUUGAAGAAAUGUGCAAAGCACCUGAUCCUACCCCAGUUGAAGGUAACAUUUUGUUAAACGAAGUUAUGGGAUUAUUGGCUAAUGAUUAUUUAUCAGCAGUUAAUGAAAUUUUGUUAAGACUCGGUGAGUUCAAGGAGAGACUGAGUUGUCAGACUUUCGGUGACUCGGUUGAGUUAAUAUGUGCACUGAAGAGGUUAGAAAAUUGUAAAGAUAGAAUAUGGGCCCUUUUUGCCAUUAAGAAGCCUUCGAUUGAUAUGUUAUGGGGUUUGUGUGAAGAAUUGAAAGAUGGGAUUGGGGUGUUGAAGGUGUACAAAGAAGGUGGGAAAUUACUGCGUUCGAGGAGGGGAGAGAAGGCAAGCGAGUCCGAUCGGUUAGAACAGCGAGUUUUGAAGUAUGCUGACUCGGUCCAAUCGUAAAGUUAGCUUGCUUUGUUGAAUCGAAUUUGUUGUGAUUUUCGAUGAUAAAAUAUUAUGUAAAUUAAAAUAUAAUUGGGAAAAGUGGAUAGAUAAUAUUUUAGUAAUAGCUGUUUUUGGUCAACGUAUAGGACCACUUUGGAUUAACAAGUAUAAAAGUUUCUUAUGAAA
Molecule: messenger RNA, 1397 nt
Organism: Olea europaea var. sylvestris
Lineage: Eukaryota; Viridiplantae; Streptophyta; Magnoliopsida; Lamiales; Oleaceae
Product: putative clathrin assembly protein At4g40080
Exons: 1
Coding region: 216-1229 (337 amino acids)
Biological process (GO): vesicle budding from membrane; clathrin-dependent endocytosis; clathrin coat assembly
Cellular component (GO): clathrin-coated vesicle; clathrin-coated pit
Molecular function (GO): 1-phosphatidylinositol binding; clathrin heavy chain binding; SNARE binding
Source: RefSeq, a predicted model, not a curated record